CGCGGUAUGAGCCAGGUAUUCAUCGCUGGGAAUGGCGAGAUUGCUACGAUUGGAGGUGGAGCGAGUGUCAGGGAGGUUGUCAACACCUUGUGGACAGCAGGCAAGCAAACAGUAACGGGAAUCUGUGAGUGCGUUGGUAUAUCUGCUCCGGUUCUAGGAGGCGGCCAAGGAUGGCUUCAGGGCCAGUAUGGCCUAGCUUCGGACCAAGUCAUCUCAGCAAGAGUUGUUCUCCCGGAUGGAAAGCUCGUCACAGCGUCUGAUGAUGAGAAUCCCGAUCUCUUCUGGGCUUUGAGGGGAGCCGGGCACAGCUUUGGCAUCGUCACUGAAUGGCAGUACCGGGUCUACGAUGUCAAAAACACGAAGUGGUCUUACCAGAUUUUCAUCUACCUCGGUGACAAACUUGAGGAAGUCCUCAGUCUGACCAACGAGAUGAUGAAGACUCAGCCUGCGGAAGUCACGCACUGGAUGUAUUUUGUCAACAUACCAGAGAUCGACCCCAAGCGACCCAUAAUCUGGUACGCCAUCAUAUCGGACGACACCUUCGAGAAAUCGACAGAAUAUGCGAAGCCGCUCUAUAACAUUGAUCACAUAAAUGUCGAAGCUGGCGCAGCACCUAUGCCAGAUUUGGCAAGCUUGACCUUUAUGAGCAGUGAUAGUGUCGGAUGCGCCAAAGGCUACACGGGCCUGAGAUAUCCGAUCGGUCUCAAGACGUAUGAUUUGCCUGUCGUCCGGAGAGUCUUCGAUGACAUUGCCGACAUGUCAAACCGCAACCCAGAGUUUGCCGGAUCAUUCUUCCUCCUUGAAGGGUACUCGACUCACGGCGUUAAAGCCGUCGAUGAAAAGAGCUCAGCUUGCCCGCACCGAGAUGAUAACAUUCUGGUAACGUCGUACAUUAUGUACAAGCCUAAUGCGUCUCUUGAUGCACUCGCUCAAGAGUACGGAGAAAAGCUGAGAGGGCACCUACUUGAGGCGAGCCAUGAGCCAGAGCGUCUGAGGGCCUAUGUGAAUUAUGCCCAUGGAAUCGAGUCCCUUGAGGCUGUUUAUGGUUGGGACGAGUGGAGACUAGAGAAGUUGAGAGAACUGAAGGCGAAAUGGGAUCCUCCAAAUCGCAUGAGGUUCUACAAUCUUAUAAUGUGA
Colletotrichum phormii is the source of this 1137-nucleotide messenger RNA. RefSeq lists its product as uncharacterized. Gene Ontology annotation, molecular function: FAD binding. The coding region runs from base 7 to 1137 and encodes 376 amino acids. Lineage: Eukaryota; Fungi; Ascomycota; Sordariomycetes; Glomerellales; Glomerellaceae. The record is from RefSeq and is a predicted model, not a curated record. The transcript has 3 exons.